AUGGAGCGGGACACGGUCACAUUCAAGGCUGCAAAGGAUCUUCAGCGGGAUAUUUGCACCAGAGAAAUCGUGGCUUUCACUCCUCUGCUCCGCCGAGUUAGGGGUGCCCAAACGUCAUCGCCGGUGCAGCCGCCGGAGGCAGCUCAAAGCGGAGGACAAUCCGUGGGCCGUUCAAAUUCUACUUUUGACAGACGCCUCUCCUCACUCAGAACUCAGGUGUCGCCGGCGAGAUACGCCGACUAUGAGGCAAUUUUUCGUAAUACGGAGACCUUGCUGAGAGCCACAAGCCAUAAAACUAGCAAAAAAGGCGCGUCAUCGCUCAUGGAUAUGUGUUUGAGGAAAGUGCCCGACUACGUAGCCGGCAUCAAAGCUUGGGAAAUACAGGAAGCUGAUGAGAAUGGAACAAGAACGAACACAACUGGCGCCGACGUUGGUCCUCGCAUUUACUCGGAACUCGAGUCAUUUGGGGCAUUCGAUAGUGGCUGGGCAAAACUGAGGACUGUUGUCGAGGCAGAUACUGUGGUUAUCCUUGCGGGCGCCUUGGCUGAGGGCUUAUUUCCAGAUGAAUUCUCCUUGCUUCUGCUCGAGCUUUGUGCUGAAUAUGGACUUUGCCAAACGAACAUCUUAUACGAGAUAUUGCUAACCCGCCAGUAUCCUGAGCCUACAAGUUCGGACUCUAGAUUUUCAGAAGACUCGUCUUUACAACCGCUGUCAUUUUUACGCGAUAUUUCGGGUCGAAAGAACAAACUGUCGACCCUAUUUCAACAACUAUCCAAUCUACUUGUCCAAGGCCUGCUUCCAUCAACGUGGCUUGCAACUCGCGAAUUUGAGGGUUUUUGGGCCUCGGCAUACCGAGUAAUAUCCAAGGGCCGGGCGGCUUUAGAUGCCAUCGACUUCCUAGCCACUUCAAUUGUUCUUCUGUCCAAGCGUCAACACUUGCACAGCAGACAACACGCUGAUGAUUUGUCCCUUUCUUGUGGAAGAGCUCUGAACCAAGCGUUGUCUUUGUUGUCUGCCAUGAGAAGGUUAGGCAAUGGUGAAGCCGCAAGUGGCAGUGAUCUGAAAUACGAGAGGGUUGGACGGAUAUGUCGCAGUCUCGACUUUACCCUUCAUGCCUGCAUUUCCGAAAUCGGCUCAUGGAAAGGGAGACGAGGAAAGCCUACGUAUCAUCUGGGCCUUUCCGCGUUUCUGUCGACGCCGGAGCUGCAGAAUGACCGAAUCGACACUUUGGUAAUCAAGGCGAUAGGAUCAAUGUACGACGGGCUACCGAACACGACGCACCAUACUGUGCAAACAUACAAUUCCGUCAUCACAUUAAUAUCAGGUAUCGCAAAAAUAUGUGGUCGUGGAACUUCUCAAGCAGCACGCUACCAUCUUGCAGCUAUGUGCAAACAACUAGGGCGUUUGGCACUACAGCCUGAAGCAUUGGACGACAUCAAGAAGGCUGGAGCAUUCUUCCUGGCUCAGGAAAGUAACAACCUAAGAGACCUUCUAUAUGCAGAGAAACUGGCGUCAAGUACUAGUGAUAACGAGGUCACCGAAGGGCGACCGCGAGCGUCAGGAAAACCUACCCUCUUCGACGGCUUUAAAUGGGAUGAAACAAUUAGCGAAUGGGUUACUAUUAGCCCCAGGGCACAGAAGAUACCUCCUGAAAGGAGAUCGCUGAGGUCAAUGGUAUAUGAGCAUCCAGAACAGGGAAUGAUGCCGAGCAUACAUCUGAGGAAACAAUCAUCAACCGCCCCAAGACUAAACGGUUCGAUUUUGCUGGCUGCAUUGCCAUCUGCGAACCAGGAAAUCAGCAAGGGUACAAGUUCAGAGAAGAUCGGCCAUGAGAAUUUUAUUUUGGUUAAUGGCAAGAUCGGUACAAGUCAAACGGAACGCCCUAUAGAAUCGGCCACGCUUCAGCACAAACAUGAAAAACAUCCCAAUAAGCGCCAUAGUUGCGCUUCAGCGACCAGGGGCACAUUACAUCAUGACGAGCUAAACGACGACAAAGAGAACCGUGACAAGGAGAACCGUGACAGGGCUAUGACCCGAAAGCGCCAUAGCGAAGGCGUACGAAAACCACUUGGUACAAAACGGCGUAUCCGAUUCUCAGGAAGUGGCCUCCAUAGCGACGAUGAGCUUGGGAUGUGA
This is a messenger RNA of Truncatella angustata, 2136 nucleotides long. RefSeq lists its product as uncharacterized. Lineage: Eukaryota; Fungi; Ascomycota; Sordariomycetes; Amphisphaeriales; Sporocadaceae. The transcript has a single exon. The coding region runs from base 1 to 2136 and encodes 711 amino acids. The record is from RefSeq and is a predicted model, not a curated record.